Messenger RNA from Brachypodium distachyon (stiff brome), 2037 nucleotides. Its product is annotated as cytochrome P450 86A1. Gene Ontology annotation, molecular function: monooxygenase activity; iron ion binding; oxidoreductase activity, acting on paired donors, with incorporation or reduction of molecular oxygen. The transcript has a single exon. The record is from RefSeq and is a predicted model, not a curated record. The coding region runs from base 186 to 1859 and encodes 557 amino acids. NCBI's taxonomy places the organism in Eukaryota, Viridiplantae, Streptophyta, Magnoliopsida, Poales, Poaceae.
CAUUUCCACACGGCUCGUGUGCAGAGUAUAUAUAUACACGAGGGCGCGAAACACAUUUCCCAACUCACCAAGCACCCGCACCGUUUCUUAAUCACAAGGGCCUAAAUCCACACCUCUCGAUUAAUCAUAUCGCCACUUAGCAAAGUACUACUAUUCCAAAGCUUUAAUUUUACGUAGUACCGCGCAUGGCCAUGGCCAUGGCAAUGGGUGGCGGCGGCGGCAUGUUGCAGUUGCAGUUGGAACCCUACGCCGUGGCCGCGACGCUGGCGGCAUUGGCUUCGGCGUACAUGCUGUGGUUCUGGGCGCUGUCGAGGCGGCUCUCGGGGCCCCGGAUGUGGCCGCUCGUGGGCAGCCUCCCCAGCGUGGUGGCGAACCGGACGCGUGUCCACGACUGGAUCGCCGACAACCUCCGCGCCACGGGCGACGCGGCCACGUACCAGACUUGCAUCCUGCCGCUGCCGUUCCUGGCGCGGCGGCAGGGGCUGGUGACGGUGACUUGCAACCCGCGGAACCUGGAGCACAUCCUGCGCGCGCGCUUCGACAACUACCCCAAGGGCCCCAUGUGGCAGGCGGCGUUCCACGACCUCCUGGGCCAGGGCAUCUUCAACUCGGACGGCGAGACGUGGCUGCUCCAGCGCAAGACGGCCGCGCUCGAGUUCACCACCCGGACGCUGCGCCAGGCCAUGGCGCGCUGGGCCAACCGCUCCAUCAAGGACCGCCUCUGGCGCAUCCUGGCCGACCACUGCGACGCCGCCGCCAGCGUCGACCUCCAGGACCUCCUCCUUCGCCUCACCUUCGACAACAUCUGUGGCCUCACCUUCGGCAAGGAUCCCGAGACCUUGUCCCCGGGUUUGCCCGAGAACCCCUUCGCCGCCGCUUUCGACGAGGCCACGGGGGCCACGAUGCAGAGGUUCCUGUUCCCGAGCUUCCUGUGGCGGGUCAAGAAGGCGCUCGGGCUCGGCAGCGAGCAAAGCCUCCGGAAGAGCCUCGCCGUGGUGGACCAGUUCAUGACGGAGACCAUCGCGGCGCGCAAGGCCACGCCCUCGGACGAUCUCCUCUCCCGGUUCAUGAAGAAGCGCGACAGCAACGGGAAAGCGUUCCCGGAGGACGUGCUGCAGUGGAUCGCGCUCAACUUUCUCCUGGCCGGGCGCGACACCUCCUCCGUGGCGCUCAGCUGGUUCUUCUGGACGAUCAUGCAGAGGCGGGACGUGGAGCGGAAGGUGCUCCUGGAGAUCGCCUCCGUGCUCAGGGAGACCCGCGGGGAGCACGACGACGGCACGGGGAAGUGGACCGAGGAGCCGCUGGGCUUCGACGAGCUGGAACGGCUCGUGUACCUGAAGGCGGCGCUGGCGGAGACGCUGCGGCUGUACCCGUCGGUGCCGCAGGACUCCAAGUACGUGGUGGCGGACGACGUGCUCCCCGACGGCACCGUGGUGCCGGCCGGCUCCGCGAUCACUUACUCCAUCUACUCGGUCGGGAGGAUGGAGAGCAUCUGGGGGAAAGACUGCGCCGAGUUCCGGCCGGAGCGGUGGCUCUCGGCUGACGGCAGCCGCUUCGAGCCCGUCAAGGACGCGUACCGCUUCGUGGCGUUCAACGGCGGGCCGAGGACGUGCCUCGGGAAAGACCUCGCCUACCUGCAGAUGAAGUCCAUCGCGUCCGCGGUGCUGCUGCGCCACUCGGUGGAGCUCGUGCCGGGGCACAAGGUGCAGCAGAAGAUAUCGCUCACUCUCUUCAUGAAGAACGGCCUCCGCGUCAACGUCAAGCCCAGGGACCUUGCCAGCUACGUCGCGCCGCCGGAGGAGGAGCCGCCCGAGCUGGGAUCCGUCGUUAUCCCGACUACCACCGCCGCCGCUGCAUAGUCUUGCGUAUGCAUCCUACUAUACGUACAUUAUUUGGCUUCUGAAUUCUGGUGCUUGCUCAUUCUGGCUGCUGAAUUUGUUCUGCUUGUUGUCGAUACUUUUGUGUCAUUCGGGUUGUGUAACUGUUGUUGAGGUAUGGGUGAAUCGACAAAUGAAUAUACGUUCCAUUCAUAUAUAA